Plodia interpunctella (Indianmeal moth) is the source of this 4114-nucleotide messenger RNA. RefSeq names its product sluggish A (gene slgA). Gene Ontology annotation, molecular function: proline dehydrogenase activity; FAD binding. Bases 76 to 1815 code for a protein of 579 amino acids. NCBI's taxonomy places the organism in Eukaryota, Metazoa, Arthropoda, Insecta, Lepidoptera, Pyralidae. The record is from RefSeq and is a predicted model, not a curated record. The transcript is spliced from 12 exons. Gene Ontology annotation, cellular component: mitochondrion.
CAAACUAGUUGUCAGUUGUCGGUCGGCGGCGACAGGUGUGUGUCGUGUUUGUGAAAAGUGCGCGGAGCUCCGACAAUGGCUCUGCUCAGAAGAUUGGCCAUUACAUCGCCCAGCAACGUCCGCGUCCUGUCCAGCUUGCCGAAAAUUAGAGACGAACUCGACCUCAAUUUUAAUAGCCCCAAAGAUGCGUUCAAGAGCAAAAAGACCAGCGAACUGGUCCGGGCAUAUGUGGUCUACCAGAUUUGCUCGGUGAAUUGGAUCGUGGAGAACAAUGCUAUGUUGAUGAAGAGGCUCCGUCAAGUAGUCGGGCAGAAGCUGUUCGAGGCGAUCAUGAAGGCCACCUUCUACGGCCAGUUCGUCGCCGGCGAGGACCAGAACACGAUCAGACCUACUAUCGAGAGGUUGCGAUCAUUCGGCGUGAAGUCGAUCCUGGAUUACUCUGUUGAAGAGGACCUCUCUCAAGAAGAAGCUGAGAAGAGAGAAGUCAGCGCCUCCACUUCCUCAUGCGGGGAUAGAAACGAGGAGGGCCAACUGAAGCAGUACCACGUCGAGCAAAAGUUCGCCGACCGCCGGUACAAGGUCACCAGCGCCAGGACAUACUUCUACCUAAACGAGGCUUCCUGUGAGAAAAAUAUGGAAGCGUUCCUGAGGAGUAUCGACGCUGUGGCGGGUAUAACCAAGAGCACGGGACUUAUGGCCGUCAAACUUACUGCCCUGGGCAGGCCACAACUUUUGCUCCAACUCUCCGAGGUGAUAAUGAAGGCCCGGAGCUACAUGCAGCAGAUCGGCGGCGGCACAGGCAACGUCCUCACGCACCACAAGACCAUCGAGGACUUCCAGCGGUACUUCGGAGACCAUAAAAACAAGCCCGAGGUCCAGGAGUUCGUGAAUAAGAUCACGUCUGAUAAGCAGGGCAUUGUGCACCUGUUCCCGUGGUCCAACAUCCUGGACAAGGACAUGAAUCUGUCGGACUCGUUCCGCGUGCCGGACCCCAAGACGGGGCAGAUGAGGAGGCUCAUCUCGCAGAUCUCGCCCAAGGAGGAGGAGAUGUUCAGGAACAUGCUGCGUCGGCUCAACCACAUCAUUCAGGUGGCGAAUGAAAAAGACGUGAGGAUAAUGAUCGACGCCGAGCAGACUUACUUCCAGCCGGCCAUCUCCAGGAUCUGUCUCGAGAUGAUGAGGAGGUACAACAAGGACAAAUUCCUAGUGUUCAACACGUACCAGACGUACCUGAAGAACACGUACAACGAGAUCGUGACCGACCUCGAGCAGGCGCAGCGACAGAACUUCUACUGGGGCGCCAAGUGCGUGCGCGGCGCUUACAUCGAACAGGAACGCGCCCGCGCCGCGGCGAUGGGCUACGAGGACCCCACGUGUGAAAAUGUUGACGCCACCACUGCGUCCUUCCACAAGUGUCUCAAGGAGAUCCUCAGCAGGGCCAAGACUGGCCCGCAGCAAGGGCGGGUGGGCAUCAUGGUCGCGUCGCACAACGAGGACACGGUGCGGUACGCGAUCCGGCUGAUGCAGGAGCACGACAUCAAGCCCGACGACAAGGUGGUCUGCUUCGGCCAGCUGCUGGGCAUGUGCGACCACAUCACCUUCCCGCUCGGACAAGCCGGCUACUCGGCAUACAAAUACGUGCCAUACGGCCCCGUGCUUGAGGUGCUGCCGUACUUGUCUCGACGAGCCAAUGAGAACCGGGGCUUCCUCGUCAAGAUCAAAAAGGAGAAGGGUCUAAUCCUUAAGGAAAUAUUCCGUCGCGUUUUCACUGGCCAGAUGUUCUACAAACCAGAUGGUAAAUACACGCCUGUGUAAAUAUAAUGAUAAGACUUUGAGCUGUAACUUUGUAUUCUAAUUUGAUCGCGUUUUGCGUGAACGUAAGUCAAUUUCGUACGUGUAAAUGUCGUUACCAAGUCUCGAAUCGAUGAGUGGUUUUUUAUGACAAAUGCCACUCCGUUGCCGGCCGACAAACAGCAACUAGAUUAUUUGGACUUGGAAAGAAUACUGAACGCCUAUUUCGGAUGCCAUAGUUAAAUUGUGGUAUGAUGUGUCGUAAUCUACUUAUACAGUAUUUGUUUUAAAUUAACGCUUAUUUCCUUAGUCGAAAAUAAAUAUAGCGCUGUUGAUUCACGGCGUUUGUAGGUGUUAAAAUCGAAAAGUCAUGCAUUUGUGCGUCCAUUUUGAAUAAUCAGUUUUUGUACAGGGUUAGAAUUAAACACACUAUCUUCAUUACAUACGAAUCGUUUAGUCGACUAUAAUGAAUGUAGCAAUACAUAUAAUGUCAUUUUACACGAACUUGUCUUAGUGUACUGCCGUGCACCCUGCUGUACAUAAUAACAAUUUAUUUUAAGACAAUAAUAUAUAUAUUUGCUAUAGAGUUGUGUAAAAGUAGAGCAUUAGGGCGUUUGUCAAAAAUAGCCAGGUCAAUCCUUACUAUACUAUGCUAUAUAUAUAGUAAUAAUAAAGUAUAGAAGCGUUAAGUAUGUACGGCAAUCGAAAAUGCAUUUUUGUCAGUUUUUAAAAUGUAUUUAUUAGUUUUUUGUUAUAUUGAAGUAUACAUUGUUACUUUUUACAACUUCAAGAUAGGGUUAUUUCAGUGUAGUAAGUUAAAACUGUAUAUCUAUAUACUAGUCAAGUUUUUUUUUGUAAAAAAAAACUCUGAAAUAAUGAAGUUUAACUUACAGAUAUUGAAUCGGACAGCCUCAAGUAAUUUUGUCAUAAUAUUUAGUCACUCGAAUCUCAUGUACACUGAAUAAAAAAAAAACGUCAUUUUACAUUAAAAUACGUACUUUGUUGAGUUCUUGCGCCAGCCGUACUUUAAUUUGUUAUUUAUGAAUUUAUUAUUAUUAAAAUUAUGUAAAAUGAUCACAAUGUCGAUAGAAUAAUUUGAAAUAAUGUUGUAUUUUAUAUUUAUUUUAAAUAAACAAUUGCCAGAGGCAAUUUUUGCCGUUUCCUGUGUUAUUUUCGAUUCCCAGGUACAUUACUCACAUGUAUUAUAUAAAUGUUUCACCAUUUAUUACUGCCAAUGUAAUCGGGGAUCUUAACAUUGUAAUUAUAACCACAACAUGGUCUAUGGUUACUGUUGCGAAUCUUUUUUUAGCACUGAGAAAAAUAAACAUAUAUCCUUUACGUAUAUGUCGUAGGAUUAGCGUAGUGACUACGGAACGACAUUGCAUUUUCACUAGUAAAAUCUGGUAAUUUAUUAACUAAUUUACCUACCUACGUGUCAUUGUGAUUCAACGGUCAUUUAUAUAUAAUUUACAAUAAUCCUGCGAUAUAUAUGAGCUGAUAUGACCCUAUUCGAUAUCAUUUGUUAACAUUUUAAAAUCUCCAAUUGUACGUGCACUGGAUAUUCAGUUCCUAACCUACAUAAGUGUUGGCUUCUUUUGAAUGUUCAUCGUAAUGUCUGGGGCCGUCCAAAAUGGCGGGUAGGAGGUUUCAUUACACGGGAAAUAUCUGGAAAAUGUACAAAUGGUUACGUCUAUAAACAACAUUUAUAGAUUUAUAGAUCUGUGUACCUGCAUUGUUCUUGUUGAAUAUUGUGUUGAUGAAACCUAACCAUCCUGACAUUGCUGAAACGGCUUAUUGUGAAUUGUGAUAAAUGAUUUGACUAUUUAUAAUUGGUAGUUAAAUGAGGUGUGUUUUUAAUAUUAUUUUACAUUGAUUAAGGAUAUAGUUAAGCAUAAUAUCCAUACUAUAUAAAAAAUGUGGAUGUAGUAUUGUUUCUUUGUAACUUUUUAAAGCCUUAACCUAGAGCUGUUAACUAGUGUUUUAAUGACGUGUUAAACAUAAACUUAUUUUUUAAUCAUAAGUGUAUUUGCAAAUUAAACCACGGGCGCGGUUACUAAAAUUAUGUUUGAGGUUGUAAUAAGUUGAAAGAAGGAUAUUUAGCUUAAUUUAAUUGGUCUAUAUGUGUCAUUUAACUACCAAUCAUACAUGCUCACUUCGUUUGAACACGUUAGUCGAAUUUAAUUAUUAUUGGAUUAUUAUUUCCUCGUUGCAAUUUUUAUUUCUAAGCGAUUUAAAAUUUCGUUCAUAUCUCGGCUAAUUGUGAUGCUAUUUUUAGAUUAUUUUACGAAUAGACUUUUAAUAAAGACAAGAUUCGUUUUAUUAA